Molecule: messenger RNA, 657 nt
Organism: Fonsecaea multimorphosa CBS 102226
Lineage: Eukaryota; Fungi; Ascomycota; Eurotiomycetes; Chaetothyriales; Herpotrichiellaceae
Exons: 2
Coding region: 1-657 (218 amino acids)
Biological process (GO): protein modification process; mRNA splicing, via spliceosome
Cellular component (GO): cytoplasm; nucleus
Molecular function (GO): protein tag activity
Source: RefSeq, a predicted model, not a curated record
AUGGCUGAUAGUCAGCGUGAGACCUCACUAUCCUCACCUCCAACCACCAAUACUGACAGGAAAGAGCGAGAAUCGUCCAGGGGCGAAGACCGCAGGAGAAGCAGGUCUCCUCGGCGGGAUAGAGACCGGCGCGAGGAUCGAUCGCGGCGAAAAGACACAGGAUUCAAAUGGAAGGAAAAACGUCGAGAUGAUGACGGCUCGAGGCGAGACCGCGACUCAGGAUUGCAGCGAGGCUACAGAGAUCAUUAUCGGCCUCGCUCGAGAUCUAGAUCCCCACCUCCUCGAAGACGCUCCCCCAGGAGAGACGACAGAGAUCGCGACAGGAGACGUGAUCGAGAGGAACCAGAACCACUCGAAGAAAAGAGGAAGGACAAGGCGGACAAGAAGGAGAAGAAGCCAGCUCCUGCAGUGCCAGCGCAGCCGAUGAUCAUUGUUUACGUCAACGACAGACUGGGGACGAAAAAAGCCAUCCCAUGCUAUCCCACAGAUCCAAUAAAGGACUUCAAAGUUAUAGUUGCGUCGAUGAUCGGCAGACAACCUCACGAGAUAUUGCUUAAGCGACAAGGCGAAAGACCAUUCAAGGACCAGCUGACACUCCAAGACUACGGCGUUAGCAAUAAUGUCCAACUGGAUCUCGAGGUUGACACGGGCGAUUGA